This is a messenger RNA of Trichomonas vaginalis G3, 1035 nucleotides long. RefSeq lists its product as uncharacterized. The record is from RefSeq and is a predicted model, not a curated record. The transcript has a single exon. NCBI's taxonomy places the organism in Eukaryota, Parabasalia, Trichomonadida, Trichomonadidae. The coding region runs from base 1 to 1035 and encodes 344 amino acids.
AUGAAUACAUCAGCUGAAAAAGAAAAGUUGGAAAUCAUCCAUGGAAUCUAUCUUAAGACAAUUUCACGUCAGAUUUCAGAUUCACUUCCAUUUGCAGAAAAAGAAUUCAGAAAGCCUAAUGACUCUGCAGCAUACAGAGUAGCAGCUCAAUAUGUAUGUGAUUACCUUGCUAAAAACUAUAUGGCAAAUGCAGCAACAGCUUGCGAAAAGGAAACUGGUGGAUAUCUUAGAACAAGACAUGAACCAAACUGGAUUCUUCGUCGUCUUAGAUUAGAUGAAUCAAAAAGUCCAAUUCAACAGUUGUUGGACUUAUAUGAUCCUGAUUUUCAAUCUCAGACAUUAGAGACAGGCUCUUCAAGAAGAAAGACAUCUCCAACAAAUACAGAUAUGCCAUCAGAUGCACAGUUUGUUGAUUCUCAAAACUUCUCACAAUUUACAGGAAUAUUAACUACCGCGGCCGGUGCUGAGUACACUGUCGGCCAAGAACAGGAAACAAUGAAUACCUUCACACAGUUAUCACCAAAGACAAAGACAGAAACAACUUCUUAUGAUCCAAGAGGUGUAAAGAAAGCACAUAAGCAAAAACCAAUACCACAGCUUUCACAAGAUAGAAUCCAAAACUCUCAUUUUAAGGCUCGCGAAGUAACAGAUAUUACAACAACAGUUAUUGAUACAAUUGCUGAUAAGGAUGAUUCUAUUGCCCAUAAAAAUGCUCGCAAACAGUUAAGAGAAGCAGGACUUAUCACGUCUCCUGAAACAACUACUAUGACAUUUAAUACCAAUAAUGAACCUGCUACAACAACAUAUCUUGAACCAAAACCAAGGUAUGUAGAAGAACCUGUUUCAAAGACAUGGGAUGAUUUAGAAGAUGAACCUGAUGAUGUAUCUUAUUUGAGAAGCAAGAGUAAAUUCGCAGAUUCUUACGAAGAAAUGUCAAAACGUAAGAGAAAUGUUAAAAAACAAGAGGAGGUUAAGUUAGAACCAGUACCACCAAUAGAUCCUAAUGUGAUUCAAUCUCUAAAUAAUGAUAAUUAA